AUUGGACACUUUGAAUUGAAAAAUUCUGCAGUUGAAAAUAUUAGUAAAAUACCAGUUUUAAAUGUACAACCUGCAACACCAUUACCAAGGAGAAGUCUAAGAAGACAAAUUGCUUUUGAUGAAAUCAAACAAAAAAUAAAUGAACAUGAUGAAAGUACAAGAGUUUUAAGAAAUAGAACUGUUAUAGUACUUGAUACACCUACAGCUAGGAGAAAAUCCUUAAAAGAAGUGUCUACUAGCAUCCAAGAAUUAAAACAUAAGGAAAAUAAAACUCCUUCAGAAAGGAGAAGGAGAAAAAGUUCAUUUAAAGGCAGCAUUAAUGAUAAGGAAAAAAUGGAUUUAUACAGUUGGAAUGAUAACAUGUCUUUAGAAGAAAGUAAUGUCAGGAGAAGAUCUACUAGAAGUGUUAAAUUUUUAGGUAUGGAUAGUUGCUAA
Molecule: messenger RNA, 435 nt
Organism: Habropoda laboriosa
Lineage: Eukaryota; Metazoa; Arthropoda; Insecta; Hymenoptera; Apidae
Exons: 2
Source: RefSeq, a predicted model, not a curated record